GCACGUUUUGAAAUAUAGGAAAAAGUAAAAAUUGACAGACGUUUUGGCACAUCUGUCUGCUUUCAAUUUCUAUACCAUUUAAAACCAACAAAAUAAAUCACAAACAUGGUUCAAAAUACAUAAACAUUUAAGCCGGAACCUCUCCCCAUCAUUAUGUUACCGAGGAAAGUGAAAAUGAAAUAAAAUGAGGUGAAAGGAUACAAAUGGGUGCGACCGAUAAAGUAGAUCUUAGCACAACACAGUCCGAUCUCAUGGUGUUGCAAGAAAAGGGGUUCAUAUUAGAGAAAAUCAUUGGAGAAGGAUCUUAUGCUAAGGUUUACAAAGCUACGCAUAUGGUCGACGAGACCCGCCACACUAUAAUGGCUUGUAAAGUAAUCGACACAGCGCAAGCUCCCCGCGACUAUCUCACUAAGUUCUUACCGCGCGAAUUAGACGUUCUUAUACGCAUUAACCACCCCCAUAUUGUUCACGUUUCCAAUAUAUUUCAACGCCGAGCGAAAUACUUUAUUUUCCUCCGAUUUGCCGAGAACGGCGAUCUGUUAGAUUUCCUAACUCAAAAUGGUGCUGUGCCAGAAAACCAGAGCAGAUUGUGGAUGCGGCAAAUAUUGUCGGGUCUUCAAUACAUACACACGUUAAACAUAGCUCACAGAGAUUUAAAAUGUGAAAACAUAUUAAUUACAGCAAAUUAUAACGUGAAGAUCACAGAUUUUGGUUUCGCUCGGAACGUUCGUCAACGCGACCGUGACAUACUGAGCGAGACCUACUGUGGCUCGCUGUCGUAUGCAGCGCCAGAAGUGCUCAAGGGUGUGCCAUAUUUGCCGAAGCUAGCCGAUAUGUGGUCGUUGGGAAUAAUACUCUACACAAUGCUAAAUAAGGCGUUGCCUUUUAAUGAAACCUCCGUCAAGAAGUUAUAUGAGAAACAGGUGAUGAGGAAAUGGCGUUUUCGUACGAGCGUAGUGAACCAGUUGUCGACAGAAUGCAAGCAACAGGUGACUCAGUUGAUGGAACCAGAAGCGAAAGCGCGUCCGACCGCCGGAACCAUUUUCAACGGACCUUGGAUUGGCAUGGAUCCAAGACUCACAAAGCUAACGUUCUUAGAAGAGUCUCUACUAAAGCAGGCGCAGGAAGACGCACAGAGGCGAGAGAGAGAUGCGGAGGAAGACAGUGAAGUGGAGAGGAUUGCAGAACUACGUCGUAGGGGACGCGGCAAAGAGGGAUUGAAAGUAUUAAAAAAUGCCGACACGAACUACAUAAAAUCUCAACAUCUAUUUGAUAGUAAAGAGUAAAGAAAACAACAGUUGUGUUCAUUCAGUAUUUAUUAACUUUUACAUUUUAUAUUUUAUGAUUUUAAGGUGUCGUAAAAAUGGUAUACAUUAUUGUACAAA
Molecule: messenger RNA, 1385 nt
Organism: Manduca sexta (tobacco hornworm)
Lineage: Eukaryota; Metazoa; Arthropoda; Insecta; Lepidoptera; Sphingidae
Product: testis-specific serine/threonine-protein kinase 3-like
Exons: 5
Coding region: 204-1286 (360 amino acids)
Biological process (GO): microtubule cytoskeleton organization; protein phosphorylation; intracellular signal transduction
Cellular component (GO): cytoplasm
Molecular function (GO): tau-protein kinase activity; protein serine/threonine kinase activity; ATP binding
Source: RefSeq, a predicted model, not a curated record